This is a messenger RNA of Amyelois transitella, 3737 nucleotides long. RefSeq names its product neprilysin-2 (gene Nep2). Gene Ontology annotation, cellular component: plasma membrane. Gene Ontology annotation, biological process: protein processing. The record is from RefSeq and is a predicted model, not a curated record. The coding region runs from base 232 to 2619 and encodes 795 amino acids. The transcript has 17 exons. Gene Ontology annotation, molecular function: metalloendopeptidase activity. NCBI's taxonomy places the organism in Eukaryota, Metazoa, Arthropoda, Insecta, Lepidoptera, Pyralidae.
UAAUUUUAUACAAAAAUACAUUUAUAUUUUGUGAUCUCAUUUACUUGACAUCGCGUUUCUCUGUUGUAGCUAUUGUAAUCACGUUAUGGUAGUUCGUGAGGCCAAUUUCAACAACGAGCUAGUUUCCUGUCGUGAAAACCGUUGUUAUUUGUACGUUCCGUGCUGCAUUAUCCGUGCACUCCGUUAAAGGUGUAUCUCCGGCGGUACCUUACCGGUCACAUAAAAAUAAAUAUGGAAAGUGAGUGCACUGAUCAAGACAAGUUUAUCGCCUCUCCACCGCAAAGUGGGGACGCGGAAUAUAACGACGUAGUAUAUAAAACUUCUAACUACAAUAUGAGGAAUAAUGUAAAGCCAUCUUUCUGGGGCCAGCGCACGAAGCUGGAGAAGCGACUGAUGAUGGUGGUCGGAGUGACCUCCGUCCUAGCCCUGGCUUUCCUUGUCGCCUUCGUGGCGAGCAUGGUCAUCAAAAAUACCACUGACAUCCAUGACAUGCCACAGACAAGCGAACUCAAGGUUUCAUCAUCCAUGCCACCUGCUGUCAUCGCGAAGGGAUCAGAUCAGAACAGUAUAAGGGUAUGCAAUACCGCUGGAUGUGUUCAUACAGCAUCAAAACUGCUGCAAAAUAUGGACGACAAAGUGGACCCUUGCGAUGACUUCUACGACUUUGCGUGCGGCUCUUUUGUCGAAAACACUCGUAUCCCAGACGAUAAGACCUCGGUGAACACCUUCUCCAUCAUCACAGAUCAGCUCCAGGAGCAGAUAAGAGCCCUGCUGGACGAACCCAUCAAACCUGCGGAACCAAGGCCAUUUGUACUUGCUAAGACUUUAUAUCAAGCUUGCAUGAACCGAACUGCGAUUGAAGAACGUGGCGUCCAACCAUUGCUAGACAUGCUUCGCCGCCUCGGAGGCUGGCCAGUACUUGAUGCCGAGAAAUGGGACGAGCAGUCUUUCUCCUGGGAACAGUCAGUGUAUAAGUUCCGCGCAGCCGGUUACUCUGUCGAUUACUUCCUCGAUUUCUCCAUCAGCGUGGACGUGAAGAACUCAACCAAACGGAUUAUUGAUUUGGAUCAAGCGUCACUGGGCCUCAGUCGUGAAUAUCUGAACCGUGGUUUCACCGACAAGUUGGUUCAAGCUUACUAUCAAUACAUGGUGGAUAUUGCGGUUCUAUUGGGAGCUGAUCGUUCCAGGGCGGAAAAGGAAUUAAAGGAAUCUUUGGAAUUCGAAAUCAAACUUGCCAAUAUAUCACUGCCAUUGGAAAAGAGACGAAAUGCAACAAGUCUAUACAACCCGAUGACCAUAGCGCAAAUGCAACAGAAGUUUCCCAAGAUACCGUGGUUGGCGUACAUCAACCGCCUUCUAGCUCCGCACGUCACGGUCGGCCUCGACGAGAUCGCCAUAGUGUCCGUGCCAAAAUACAUUUCUGAUCUCGAGGCCUUAUUGGAAAUCACGCCCCGUCGAGUGCAAUCCAACUAUGUGAUGUGGCGAGUGGCCGGUGCCUCCGUGUCUUACCUUACUGAGAACCUAAGAAGAAGGCAGCUGCAGUACAUCACCGCUCUUUCAGGGAAGACUGAGAGGGAGAGCAGGUGGAAGGAGUGCGCGGAUACCACCAGCGGAAGUAUGUCAAUCGCUGUGGGAGCUCUGUACAUAAGAAAAUUCUUCAACGAGAAAUCAAAGGCCAAUGCAUUGGAGAUGGUGAAUGAUAUCAGACAACAGUUCCGAAAGACCCUGAACGAAGUGGACUGGAUGGACGACCUGACUCGGCACGCUGCGUUAGAGAAGGCGGACGCCAUGGCUUCACACAUUGCGUACCCCAGCGAGAUGCUAGACGACAACAAACUAACGCAGUUCUACACUAAUUUGGACAUGUCAUCAGACAAAUUGAUGGAGUCGGUCCUGAACCUAACUCUCUUCGGCACCGAGUACCUGUUCAGCAAGUUGAGAGAACCCGUCAACAAGACCGACUGGGUGACUCAUGGCAGACCUGCCAUCGUCAACGCUUUCUACUCUUCCAUUGAAAACAGCAUUCAAUUCCCGGCCGGAAUCCUGCAAGGAGCUUUUUUCUCAGCCAAGCGACCAGCGUAUAUGAACUACGGAGCCAUCGGUUUCGUCAUUGGACACGAAAUUACACACGGAUUUGAUGAUCAAGGUCGCCAAUUUGACAAGAAUGGUAAUUUAGUGGACUGGUGGCAAGAGUCAACGAAACAGAAAUACCUGGAGAAAGCGAAGUGCAUCAUUGACCAAUAUUCUAACUAUACCGUGAAGGAAGUGGCAAUGAAGUUAAACGGCGUCAACACUCAGGGUGAAAACAUAGCUGACAACGGCGGGAUCAAGGAGGCCUACUACGCUUACCAAGCCUGGACGCAAAGGCAUGGGGAAGAACCUCGCUUGCCUGGAUUAGAGAAAUAUACUCCCAGACAGCUGUUCUGGCUGAGCGCAGCCAACACCUGGUGCGCUGUGUACCGCAACGAAGCGAUCAAGCUGCGCAUCACGACCGGCUACCAUGCGCCUGGCCGCUUCCGCGUCACCGGCCCCCUCUCCAACAUGGAGGAGUUCGCCAAUGACUUCAAGUGCCCCGCCGGGUCACCCAUGAACCCCAAUAAUAAAUGCAAGGUGUGGUAGUACCACUCCCUCGCACCACCCGGAGAAAAACCUGACUUUAUAUUGCCAUAACACCACUUAAUCUCAAACAUAUCCGAGUCUAUAUUCGUUGUUUCCUCGGGUGCACCCCUGCGGGUGCAAUGUCCUGCUGAAUGUUUAGGUAUAGCCAGAUGUCUAGAUGUUGUUCAAAUUUGUAAAUAGAGUAGCUAAAUUUUGUUUAUAGAUAGAAUUUACACCAUACACACCGCGAUCAAAUCAGUUGUUACGAAAUGCGCGACUUACUGCACAAAAUCUGUUAGAUAUUGAGUAAAUAUGUUUGGCAUAUUACCCUUUUGUGGGUAGGUUUUCAGACUGAGCACGACAUUUUUAUAAGACGGGUAUACAUUGUAUCUGAUAAGUACUUUUUAGAAUAACGUUCGACUUUGGAUUACUAUAAACCUUUGCUCAAACAAUUGCUGUUGAUCUUUUUACGCGAUAAUUUAAUCUAAACCGAAUUAUAUUCCAUUUCCUAUAUCUGGAAAUGAGCUUACUAAAUGUUUCUAUUCUACACCAAAUAUUUAAUAAAAUUAAGAAUUAAAAGUUCUAUUGCCGCCAUAGAUCAAUAACAAGGGUUGUGCAACUGAAACGGUUAGAUUGAUAUAGGUAAUUGGAAGAGAAGUACGUAGAUACCUGUGUACACGAAAGUACAAAAACUUACGUGAAAAUGUUAAGACUUUAAACACUACCCGGCUAAUUGUGAUGUGCUGUGCUGUUAGGGUUAUUUGUUAGGAUUUGGAUUGUCACAAGUCUUUUAUAUUUAUUUUAGGUCAAAAUAGUAAAGGGAUAGCGUGCGAUACGGAUUAUAGUUCAGGAACUUAUCGCCAAUCUCGCCUACUCAUUAUUAUUGUAUUCGAAAAUACUUCCACUGAAAUUUUCUUCUGAGGAAUGUCACUCGAAACGUUAUAGCCACGACGGCCUAUGAACUGGAACAAUACAACUUGAGUAUUCUUUAUAAAUAUUAUUGACUCGAGUGUCAUUUCUCUGAACGCUAAACAGUGAUAAUUUAAUUUUAGUGUAAGUACCUAGUUAAGUAUAACACUUUUGGAUACAAUCGUAUUGUUGUAAAUCAUAACACCAAUAUAAAAUCUUUUUUUUCAAAG